UUUGAAGAAUAAAAUGAGUUUUCAGAAAGAUUUCAAGACAGAUUUUCAGAAACAAGACUGGAGUGUAAUGCAUCCGAGUGCAAAGGAGGAAAUAGAAAAUGGGGAACAAACAAAGUUUAUAGCUGGCCGAGUUUAUCCAGAUUUAAGGCCAAAGAUAUAUGAUCAAGAUUUUAGCAAAAUCGAACAAUUCAGUGAAAUAGAGCGAAGAGAUAAAUUAAUCAGAUCGACCCCUUCGCCUCGAAGAGUAUCACUAAAAGUUGAUGAGACAAGAUUUUCUCAAUCUUGGAAGGAGUUAAAGAGGAGAAGAUAUUCUGAAAGCGACCAGUUUUUAGCUAAUAAAAGUAGCCUUUUGAAGACAAAACAGAAUGUAUCGAAGAUUCGGACUGGUUUGAAACACAGAAAUCUAAAGAAAAGAGACCUCAAGUGUUUAAGAAAGCGUAGAGAAAGCUCUAGUAUCCAUUCUAACUCAAAGUUUGAUCAGCACAGAGAUCUUGAGGACAUUGAUAACUCUUCUGUAAGUUCUCAUAUAGUCUACGCUGAUACAAAAAUAAUUAAGUGGAACCCAUCUCUUUCUCAUCAAAGUAGCCAAGAAGAUCAUUCAGAAAGAAAUAUUUUCGGUGAUUUCUCUCACAAAAGCCUUAAUGAAUUCAAGAGACAUCCCAAUUCUUGAAUGCUGAUGAAUAAAGGAAGAAUAGACUUUGAAGGCACUGAAAUAAACAUAGAGUCUCCUUGCACACUGGUUAAUGGUCUUAAUAAUUCACAUCUAAUCAUACCUACUGCUUCAUCCAAAGUCAUUAUUGAAGCUAUACAAAGAGAGGGUGGUUCAAGCAAAAGGAUGCCUACAUUUUUCAAGCCAAAUAACAAAGCUCUGGAUUCAAACUCAUUCAUUGUUUUCCAUCCAAUCUCUUCCGAGAAUGAACCCUCUUCGGAAGAAAUCUUAGACUUUAGCCACAAGAGUCAUGACAACAAGGAGACUUAUGAGCAGCACGAAAAUUGUUCGAACACGAGUGCUUCUAGAAAACACAUUAUGUUUUCAAAGGAAUUACCCUUUUCUUCACUUGUAUUCCAACACUUCAUGAUGAACUACUGUGUCUGCUCCAAUUUUGGAGCAUAAGAGUUGAUCUUAUGUUUCCAGCACCCAGAGAUAUUUUAAAAGAAUAACUUAAAAUAUGUGUAAAUUCGGAACAAAUAAUUCUUU
Molecule: messenger RNA, 1198 nt
Organism: Moneuplotes crassus
Lineage: Eukaryota; Ciliophora; Spirotrichea; Euplotida; Euplotidae
Source: the annotation of a GenBank genome assembly